Oryzias latipes (Japanese medaka) is the source of this 1570-nucleotide messenger RNA. It is a transcript of the gene chchd7, whose product is annotated as coiled-coil-helix-coiled-coil-helix domain containing 7. Lineage: Eukaryota; Metazoa; Chordata; Actinopteri; Beloniformes; Adrianichthyidae. Gene Ontology annotation, biological process: mitochondrial respiratory chain complex assembly. Gene Ontology annotation, cellular component: mitochondrion. The record is from RefSeq and is a predicted model, not a curated record.
GAGGACUGUCAGUUUGAACGGAUACAUCCCCGCGUUCCGAUUGGAUGUUGGAGCUGUCCGCUGCUUAUGACGUCAGGAAGACCUCUGAGCGUGUUUAUUAGCUGUUAGCAUAGCAGCAGCGUUACUGUCCCACGCGCGCGGCUCCCAGACCAAAGGCGCGUGUGACCCGGGUUAAAUGUGAGCGUCCGCAGAGGGGUCAUUCCGGGAGAACGGCCGUUUUCCAGGCGCGGGGAGCAGGAGGAGCCGGAUCACCAUCAGCCUCGGAGAACCAGAUGGAUAAAAAUACCAGAAAACUGCGGAAUGUGGACAUCAACCCCUGCACUGAGGAGAGCGAUGCUUCUCACAAGUGUUUGGACCACUACAACUACGACAAAAGCAUGUGCUCCGUCUACUUCCAGAGAUAUAAGAACUGCAGGAAGUACUGGCACAACAUCAUGGUGCAGAGGAGGAGAGACGGAGUGAAGCCGGAGAUGCCCACUGCAGCGGAGCGGCUGGAGAUGCUGGACGCCGUGGGAGGCAAACCUUACUAGGAUGGAUUCCAAACGCCUGCAGGAGCUGCGAAUCCACACAGACUGCUUCUUAUUUCGGCUCUGACUUGUUCUGACACAAACUGUAAAAAUGUCAUCAUCGCUAAUGUUUAUGUAAAAUAAAGAGACAUGCAACUAUUUCAUUAUAUCCUUGGUUCAGUUGUGUGAGGACACAACACAAAAGGCCUUCAGCUCUCAUCUGUUUGCUCAGUUGUUAAAACAUUGAAUAAAUCCAAAUGUUAAAAAGCUGCAGCUCUCGCGAGGGAAGCGACAUCUGACAGGUGACGGCUUUUGGUGGAACUAAAAACAGUGCAUUCAAAUUUUAUUAUCCUUAUGAAAUACUGUUUUAUUCAUGUCCCAUGAUUUAAAUCUGUUGUAAUUAUUCUUAAAGUCAGACUUUAAAGCGGUCUGUUUAGGUGACAGACGGAACAGCUGGUUAGCAUAGCAUCAUUAGCAUUAGCGGCUAACAACAGCGGCGUCUCCAAAUCAACACUUUUUAUUCAACUGUCUGUAAGCGAAGCAGCUUCAUCCUCCACUUCUGACUGGAUCCUGUUUAAAAUCGCAGCUUGUUCUGCGGUAAAAACGGGUUUAGAGGCCGCCGGGUGGACGGCGUCUCGCAUGCGUCCGUUUAUCUGGUGUGCUAACGCUAAGCGAGAGGACAAAGACAUCCACCAAAAGGAGAGCUAAUGCAUGACCAAGUUCACCCUCUCACUUUUACUCGCCAAAGAGGAGAAAGUCCUCACAACUAGCAAGUGUUAAUUAUAGACCCUUCAAAAUAAAAGUCUGUCAUGCUAGAUUAGAUUAGGACUAAGAUUAUUUGCUGAUGAAAUGAUUCCAUGUGUUCUUAGGAAAACAUGUCAGGGUGUAAAUAGUAAACAGACAAAAGCCAAUUUGGACCAUCCCUGAGUAGACGGAGGAUUAUAUUGGACUUUCUGAACCAUUUACAGAGGUCAGGAUUUCAGGGCUGUGUUGAAAAAAAACAACAUUGAUUGUGUUUAUUACUCAUCCAAGAAAAUGAGAAUAAAAGCAAAAUGGUUCUCUUU